Betta splendens (Siamese fighting fish) is the source of this 1714-nucleotide messenger RNA. RefSeq names its product RIB43A domain with coiled-coils 2 (gene ribc2). Lineage: Eukaryota; Metazoa; Chordata; Actinopteri; Anabantiformes; Osphronemidae. The record is from RefSeq and is a predicted model, not a curated record. The transcript has 7 exons. Bases 155 to 1162 code for a protein of 335 amino acids.
GCUCUUUGAUCUUUGGACGGAAAAAAGGCGACGUCACGCGGAAGUGCGGGAAACGCCGGUUUCUUAGCAACCAGUGUUUGAAGUAUGGACGCGUCGAGGACGUGACCAGGGUCUGUGCCGGGUCGUAGGGCUGCGUAAAUAUAUUUAGCAAAAAAUGCACAACGCAGAAAUACUCGGAGCGACUCACAGAAAGCAACGGACGAGUAGUGAGAAAACACGAACCUGUGGGGUAGACGUGGAGGGUAUAAAGGAGCAGGUGAAGGAGAAAAGGAAACAAGAGGAGGAGGACAAGAAGAAACAAGAUGCACACGCUGCUAACAUGCUACAUAACAGCCGAGUAGCCUCCGUUCUCCAAAGCAGGGAGGAGAAGGAGAAGCGAGCGAUGGAAAAGGCCAUCGUCAGCUACCGGCACCAGCACCAGCACGACCCGAACGACCCGCGGCGCUGCGGACGAACCGACCCAGCGGAUGCGCAGAUGAUGCUCCCCGGACUGGCGGGCGAGGAUCCCGACAGCGGAGGUCGACUGCGGCGACAGAGGGAGCAGCUCAGAGAGUGGCUCGUCCAGCAGCAGCGCGAGCGGGAGGCACGGCGACGUCGGCUUCAGGCGGAAGAGCGGCGCUACGUCCAGAGCACAGAAGACAUGAACGCGAAAGCUGCGCAGCUCGAGAGGCUCGAGGUGGAGACGAGAAAGGCCGCAGCCGUGAACACCCAAGAGUACAACAAGGCCAAGGUAAAGGCUGAAGAAAAGCGUCAACAAGAGCAGGAUCGCAUGGACAAAGCCAGUCAAGCGGAGGCGACGAAGCAGCUGCUGAUGGGUGCAGACGUCUCAGUGCCCGGCCUUUGUCCCGGCAGCGAUAGGAGAGACCCGCCGGAGAGCUUACAGCAGGUCCUCCAGUACCAGCAGUAUCAAAUAGAGGAGAAAAGGAGGAUAGAAAUGAUGAAGAAACAGGAGGAGGAUCGUGAGGAGCGCGUUCGCUUGGACUCGGCCCGUGCAGCUCUGCUGAUAGAGAGGCAGCAGGCGAAGCUGAACAGGCAGCUGAGGCAGCACCUGGACAGCACCAACGUCAAGCUGGCUGAAAUACACGAGCAGAGUAAGCCGGAUAUUGAAAGAGGACACAUCGAUGACAGCUUCUUCUCUAAAUUCAACACCAGCAGGAGGUGAUGGAUGUCACACUGCACCGGUGACAAGGAGUGAUCGUGAUACAAAAACUAAAUAAAAUACCACACAAUAAAAGCUGUUGUUUUUAAAAGUUUAAUUUAGGCAGUUCACAGUAUUUAGGUUGCUGAGAUGAUUCUGAAAUGUUUUUAAGAAAUGUUCGUAGGCUACUGCUCCAGUGACAAAUAAGCCAGCAUGAGUAAAACAACCUAAUGUGAAAAUAUCCCAAUAAAAAAAAUAUAUAAAAACAAACAAGCAAAAACAAAAAACACAAAAAAAUAAAAAUAAGCCUUUUCUUCCAUCCCCAUUUAAGAAGCAAAUCAAAAACCCAAAACAACAGAUUAAAGGGAAGCAGCUGUCUCAUUGAAAACCUACAGUAAAUAAACCUGGAUCAGCAAAUACACUGAAAUGUUCCAUGUUAAAUAGACAUAACCUAAUGCCUUUGACUGAUGUGUUUGCAGCACAGUUCAAGUAAUUACUGUAUUAAAUAGAGAUAACAUGUUUCCCUAUAGAGCACUGUUGCAUUUUCCAUUUCCAUUCAUAAUUCACUCAAACUUC